AUUUGCAAAAUGUUGUUUGAAUUGAAGUUUAACCACAUUAUUGGUUUCUUUUAGAAUUCCACGAAAAGCGAUCUGAUUGGGGAGAAAAAGGCCGUAGAAAUCGAUAAGCAAUCGGGACGCAGGUUAAGGUAAAACUUGAAGGUUGACAAAAUUGCGAUGGCCAGAUUGCUAGAUUUAUGUAUUAUACAAUGCACCACACAUGUACUCUGCCUUUUGUUUGUCUGCUUUGUAAAUGCGCAGCAGUCGUACAAACGUCCAGAAGUACAACCAUCUGCUGUGAAGGGCGCAGACUGCAUUUGUGAACCGGAAGUCACACUUUGCAAGUGUACAUUUAGAGUAGAACACCGUUUGUCGAUGGUUCUUCAUGAGGAAAGGGAAUUAGUUCGUGCAGUUAAUGGGUACUUAGUUAAAAAUAAUGACGACAAUGAAAGGUUAACUAAGAACGAAUCAGAGAGAGUAAUCACGACUGACGGUGUAGGCUCAAGACUCGUCAUUGCUAUAAAUGGUAAAUUUCCUGGACCAAGAGUAGAAGUAUUUGAAAACCAAGAGAUUGAGAUAACGGUUGUUAACACAUUUCAUACUGACAGUGUGACAGUUCAUUUCCACGGCAUACAUCAGAGAGAGACACCAUGGAUGGAUGGAGUGGCUUUCAUAACACAGUGUCCAAUCCUUCCUGGUCAAAGUUUUGUAUAUCGUUUCAAGGCAUAUCCGCCGGGAACCAGUUUUUAUCAUGCACAUAUUGGGGACCAGCGCAGCAUGGGAUUAUACGGUCCAUUCAUCGUUCGUAAACGAGAAAUCCGUAUUGAACCGAUUAGGGAAAUUAUCGUUACCCUGCAAGACUGGAAUCACGAUAUGGACGCUGAGACAGCGUAUAUGAGGAUGAUAACUGAACAAUACAACUUCGAUACAAAUCCCCCUCAAAUUGUUGAUACUACAGUCUCGGUCGAUAAUGGCAAAUUCAGCAGAUUUGAGUUCAAGUCUGGUCUUAUUAAUGGAAAGGGGAGAUACUGGAAAAGUGCCACUGAACACAACAGCGCCCCAUUAGAAAUCUUUAACGUGACGACAGGUCGCAUUUAUCGCUUUCGAGUGAUUGGCGCCAUGACACUUUAUCCUAUGAGGGUUUAUAUCGAAGGAAUCCCACUGUCUUUACGAUCAUCUGACUGCUUUAACAUCGAAAAUCAAGAUAUCCGGUCAAUUAUUGUGCAUCCGGGCGAAAGGUAUGAUUUUCAUGCGACCUUCACAGAUGAAACUAGAAAACAGUACCUACUUAUUGCUGAAACGAUUGAGACCAGAGCAAGUCACGGGAAGUACCAUGCUGCAGAAGCGAUAAUAUUUGUCGACAACGCCCCCGGAUCUGUUAAUCUUGCCCCUCCAAACAACAAAGAGGAAACAUGUCUUGUUGCAUCAAAAUGUAAAACAUUUAACUGUCCUUAUGGUUAUACCGGAACCAAUAUAAACAACUGUUUAAAUUUCAAUGACGUAAAGAACACUGAUCCAUACCGCGAUCCUUCAAAAGUACAAGGAAAUAAAGUAGACAAUGAGUAUUUUUUCAAGUUUGCGUUCCCAGGGUUCCCAGGAAACACGCCGGGGUCGGUGAACGCAAAGGAAUUCAUCCCGCCAACGUCUCCUUUGUUAACACAACCAAACGGCCUAACAACUCGAUGUGACGAAGAAAAGUGUCGAGAAGAAGGUGUUUGCGGUUGUACAUACAUUCAAGAGAUUCCUGGAAACAAACUUAUUCAAAUGACGUUCAUGAAUAUAGGAAAUGGAUCAGGAUGGUCACACCCUGUUCACCUUCAUGGUCAAUCAUUCUUUGUUAUGAAAAUGGGCUUUGGAACAUAUAAUGCUGUAACUGGACAGCUAAUCGAGGAGUCAACAGAUAUUAAUUGUACGGAUAAGUACGGCUUCUGUUCUGAAAUGGAAUGGGCUAACAGCACGUGGAAUGGCGGGAAUAUACCAGGACAAAAUCCAGCACCGCCGAUCAAAGACACAAUCGUUGUUCCUACAGGUGGGUACGUUGUUAUUCGAUUUAUCUCGGACAAUCCCGGAAUGUGGUUCCUACACUGCCACAUUGAUCUUCACAAUACAAACGGUAUGGGGAUGGUUGUGAAUGUCAGUCCUGGGAAUCAUCCGAAACCCCCGACCGGUUUUCCAACGUGUGGCAGUUUUUUUAAUGACGGCAAACCACAGUCGGAUGCUGACAAUGACUGCCCGCUUGAAGUUGGAGGAAUUGUUGGCGUAGCUAUUGGAUCAUUUGUCUUUGGUCUAUUGCUCGCAAUAAUAAUAAUUAUUGCCGUGAGAUAUUGUUGCAAUUAGAAUAGCAGUUGACUCGAAAAUUACGUAACAGGCUGAUUGUGAUUUUUAACAAUACAGACUUAUUUGACAUAUAUAUUUACAUUAGCUUAAAGAGCGAUUUUGAAUACCGAUUAUAAUAAAAUGCGUGACUUUCCUAAUAUAAAUAUAUAGAGAGAGAGACAAUUUGUAUAUGUUUUAAGUUAUAAGAUACAAUAUUCUAAACAUACAAUAUUUUUCAUAACCUUUAUAGUUUUAUUUCAUAUGUUAUAUUAACAUCUUAUGAUAGUGUGUAGAAAAUGUUUACUAUUUAAUAAACUAUGUAAAAUGUCUCUAGCAAGUGUAAGGCACAAUAAGAUUUUUUUUCUUUCUGAAGAAAAGGCAAGUAUGUAUUUGAUAAUGUUAUACGUGAAAGAUGGCAGCUGAAGAAUAUAGCGAUAAAUAUGACAUAAUUUUAUUGUUGUAAGGGUAGUAUAGUGUAAACAAAGUUCAUAUAUGUCUAUUUUGACUUCAAAAAU
Molecule: messenger RNA, 2810 nt
Organism: Ruditapes philippinarum (Manila clam)
Lineage: Eukaryota; Metazoa; Mollusca; Bivalvia; Venerida; Veneridae
Exons: 5
Coding region: 157-2316 (719 amino acids)
Biological process (GO): iron ion transport
Cellular component (GO): plasma membrane
Molecular function (GO): oxidoreductase activity; copper ion binding
Source: RefSeq, a predicted model, not a curated record